UGCGUCGAAGCGAGCGGGACGGGUUCCAGCUAGCCGUGUCGCCCCGCUGAAAUCAUUCCCGCCGUCGGUUUAGUAGAGAGCAGUAGCUGUCGUGUCACGGUCAGUGGGUUGGAAGUUUUCGUCAGUGCUACAGCCCGGAGCUGUAUGAACACAUCACAUACAAACCCUCUCUAGUAAAGACAGAACUGCAGCUCGCUUUAACGCAAUAUUGCCUCUGAUACUGACGAGUGAGUGGAAGAGAGAGGGGAGCUGAUCCUCUCUUACUCCACUGGGAGCAAGAGAUUCAGCGGUUAGUGGGCAAUAGAGUGCCAAAGGGAGGAGACGUGUGUAUUGGUUCUUCUCGGUCUACAACCGUCAAACUGGUCUUCGUUCGGGUGAAGUACAAAAUUAUUCUUCAUCUGAAACUGGUGAAGUGAAUGAAUAUUUGGUGUGACAUUUGUGUUCGGUCCUUAUUAUACGUGUCGAUGUGAACAUAGAUCUGUUAACAUGUAAUGGGAUGUGUUUAUAUCGAAGCAAAAUGUAAUACUUCAGCUCCCGAGGAAAAGAUUUUCUGUGUGUAAUUACAGUUGUGCUACUAAGUGCAAGGAUUCUGAAUUCUGUUUUGGAAUCUAGAUACUUGGAAGAGACGACAAUACAUCGAUGUUGAUACUGGUGUUAGAUAAUUCGGAAAAUAAUAUAUUUUAUUUUGUAAAUAUAUGCGAUGAACAAGUGACUGUGGAAAAACAAACGGUUUCGAUAUUGCAGGAACAAAUAAGUAUGGAAAAAUAACGAACUUACAUGUGAUUUGGAUGCCGAGGACUGUGUUUAAGAGAACUUAGGAUUCAGAAGUGCCUGCACGUCUGAAGUAAAGAUCCUGCAAAGAACCGGUGCCUUACCAAAGAAGCAGCACCUAGGAGGAAAUUAUCUGGCCAGGAAAGUUGGUGUGGUUUUUGAGAAGCCCCUUCUGUCCAAGGCCCCUCGUGGGGCGUUUUUUCCGGUGCUGAAUCCUGGAUCCUAAGAAGACGCUGUAUAUGCCAAGGACGCUCUUCAUUGACGGUUUGGAUGGGCCGGUGAGCAAUGUUGCUGCUACCUGUGUGAGCUCCUCUGGCGCUUGAGAAAGGUGGCGCCGUGGGGGUGAAGGAGGAGGGAGGGUCAUGCACAACACGGAUAAUGGAACAGACCAGGGCGCGGGGGACCAGCAGACUCCGAAUGGACGCGCAGCAGUAUCUGUGCAGGGUGCUGGAACCACCGCCGCGUCUUCAGCUGUGGCUGCAGCAGCGAACACCACAUCGGGUGUUGGUGGCCCAAGAGAGUGCGCUGGUUGCGGCAAACACAUUAGGGAACGCUAUCUGCUCAAGGCGCUGGAUGUGUUUUGGCAUGAAGACUGCCUUAAAUGUGGAUGUUGUGACUGUCGUCUUGGUGAAGUUGGCUCCACACUGUACACGAAGGCAAAUCUUAUUCUCUGCAAGCGAGACUACCUCAGGUUGUUUGGGACAACAGGAUAUUGUGCAGCUUGCAGCAAAGUGAUUCCAGCAUUUGAAAUGGUGAUGAGAGCCAAAAGUAAUGUCUACCAUCUCGAGUGUUUUGCAUGCCAACAGUGCAAUCACAGGUUCUGUGUUGGGGACCGGUUCUAUCUUUGUGACAACAAGAUCCUCUGUGAGUACGACUAUGAGGAGCGAUUAGUUUUUGCUAACAUGGCGUAUAAUCCGAGCAGCCUCGCACACAUACGAAGGCAAGUCAGUAAUUUGCAGCCAGCAGGAGACAAUUUAAGCAUCUACUAUGAGAAUCCACGCCUCCUUCAUCAACAAUAUCACCAUCAUCAUCACCACCACCACCACCACCAUCACCAUCAGGUGACACCAACUUCAUACUUUGGCAGUGACAAGACAUCAAUGCUUGUUGCACCAGUGAGCAGUGGUGGAAACAGUGGAGGUGCUGGUCACCAGCUGAGAGAUGAUGGCUCCAGUGGCUAUGGGAGUCCUGAUUCAGAAACAUUUGAUGCACAGUGUAACUAAACAUAUUUGGUCUCGUUACACUAUGUGAAUACGAUCAGAAUAUUAAGAAGAUUGAAGUAUGUUAAAGUAUUUGUGCUCGACACUUAUUCUGCAGUUAGUGGCUGCUUACAUCUGUUGGGAAAGUAACACAAUGUACCAAGGAAGUACCUGAGCAACGUGACUUUACAGUUUUCUUUAAUUUCACGGUGAAGGUGCGCUUUCACAUGAAAAUACAUUGUUUCACAGAAGAAAUGUAUAACCGGGGAAUUAUUUAGCUCAGAAAUAAUACAUAUGGAAUGAUAUGUAGUUAUGUGAAAGAGCACAUUUUUAUGAGUCAAUUCACAUCAUUGACUUUGUAUUAGUUCCAAAAUUACUGUAUAUGCAGGAAAGCAACACAUCCAUGCAAUACUCAGCACUCUGUAGUAACAGCACAGUAUCUAUUAUAUAUGUAUUUUGCAGUAUACUGUACUGGUGUUUCUUGAAGUAAAUUUCAUUUAGAUGGCAAUCUGUAUGGGCUUCUGACCUAUCAUUAUGUUAAUUUAGUAACAGUGAUUCAUGAUGAUCAGACUUCAUGCUAUGAUGUGCAAUUUUAUGAACUCUAAUUGAGGAAACAUGAUACACAAGGUACUGCACCUCCAUUCACAGAGGUAAAGAUAUAAGCUAUAUAUUUCUUUGAUAAUGUAUUAGUUUACAUGAGACAGGAUCAUUAAGUUUAUGUAUGUUUAAGGGCUUAAAAUUUCAAUUAAGUUUGAAAUAUCUGCUUGAAUGAAGAAAUGCAUUUAUAACAAAGUGGACUGUAGAAAAAUAUAUAAGGUUGAUAAUUUUCACUAAAUGAUUACCAUUCUGUAAGCAGCCACUUUCUGUAUAAAGGGUGAUUUCUGUAAAAACUGUAAUGUUGAUACCAUUAAAGAUGAAGAACUUCACAGUGAAUUCUGUUUCAAGACUGUUCUGUGAAAAAUGUUGUAUUUGACUUCUUAUGCCUUUAUGUAUAUUUAAAAAGAAAAAUGUUUAAUGAAAUUACAAGCAAAUUUAGUUUUAAGGAACAAGUAAUAGGAAACAAUGAAUAAAGAAGAAAGACAACAAGUAUUUUUUACAUAUAGCAUGUGAAUCUAUACUAGUCGGUUCGCCAAAUAUGAACUAACAAAAAUAUUUCCCAGUUUUAUCAAACUGAAGAGUAUCUGAUGUAUACGAAAUGAUAAAGAUUUAGAUCGUUAUAAGAAUUGUGGUAAUGAUAAAAUAAUGAUGAUAGAGACGAAGAUGAUGAAGACAAGGAAAGUGAAGAACACAUCAUCUUUUGUAUACCAUUCAGUGGCCUGUGAUGACUAAACUAGAUGGUUCUCAGGUGAAGUGAUUCCACUCUAUAACUGUUACAGAUGAGAACUGAUGCUGAUUUUGAUGUGCUGCAGCUUUCUUCUCUGACAAGCCAGGAAAUAAGAAGUUAACAUUAUCUGAGGUACUGUUUCUUAAUAUGAAUUAAAGAUUGACAAAAACUGUAAAUAAGAAAUUAUGACUAUUUUCCCAAACUGACUUGGUCUCCCAGAGUUGGCUUGUGAUAAUAUUUCCUAUUAUGUCUUAUAAUUUGCCCUAACUAUUUUGCUUUUUGACUGUAAUUGAAUAUGAGCAAUUCUCCUAUAACACUGUUGUGUUAUGGCACACGUAUUUACAUGAUAUCUGAUUGAGCCUGGUGCUCAACAAAUUUUAUUUUAAUGCUCAUAUAUAUUGUCAAUUUGAAAAGUUACAUAACAUUUUACAGUACUUGACUCUCCAUACAAUGUAUGAAUGACAGACUGUCAAUUAUCUGAUUUUCAGAUUAACCACACAACUUUUAGAACCGAUUAGGUUAUUGAUUACAAGCAUAGGUUCCUGUUGUGAUUCAACUGUUUCAGUAGUAUGUGGCUGUCAUGCUUUACAAUUAAUUGCAGUAGACUGUACAUCUUCUCACCUUAUUGGAAUUUCCCAUACAAUUAUUUUGUUACUUUUCAUGCUGACCUGCCACUGAACAAAGUUUGCUUUCUUCUACUGGAAAUAUAUUUUAUCUAAGCAUCCUGAUGCAUUAAUGUAUCCGUUGUACACAUAUAUUUCCAUCUGAAAUGCAACUUAUUAUCUAGUCACCUUUCUUCCUCACUACUUACUACAUCAACAUCCUCACAAACUGCACAAAUAACAUGCAUAAGUGCAACUACAGGUGUAACAACUAUGACAACUUAUAGAAGUGUCAGUAAAAAUAUAUAACACAACACAUCUACACAUUACUGGUAACACCCACACCUCAAAUUGAAUGCAGUGUGAUUAAAUCCAACGAGAAAUUCUUUCAAGCAAAUAUCUUUUAAAUGAAUAGAUCAUGAUCAGAAUGGAAAUAACAUUAAGAUAUUAAUUAAUUUUAAUUCCAAUUGGAGAUAUUGCAUUACACGUGAUGUAUAACUUUGAUACACAUUGUAACAAUUUUAGCAAGAUAGACAGCACCUGAUGUUGGCCAUAUAUGGCUGAAACAAGUAGUGAGAAAAAAGGGUGGCAAGACAAUAAGUUGCAUUUAAGACCAAAAUAUAUGUGUGCAACAGGAAAUAUAUUUGUCUCAUUGUUAUUGACAAGUAGCAUGAUCAAGGAAUUUUCAGGGUUAGUGGAUAGUGGAUAUUUCCAGAUUUCUAAAGUUUCUGUUGUUUUUCAUUAGCCAUACUAUUUCUCCUCUCUCAUCAUGGAUGAUCAUGAGUUAACUGCAAUCCUCAAAACCCUUAGGGUAAUACAAAUUCAUUAAUGUUUCACUUAUGAACAUCAUUUAAAAGUUCUGACUGUCAAAGGGAGUACGAGUAAACCUUCUUCCAAUGUGGAUCUGUGCAAUGCGGAUUUGAUCGUAUGCAUAGAAAUAAAUAAAAAUUCGAUUACACAUGUUCUGCCAAAAACAAUAUAGUAGCAUGUAAAUAAUACUGUUUAAAUUUCUGAAGACAGUUCAGCUUUUGCUUACGUAUUUAAUUAACCAACUUGAGUUAUUUUAUUCAGCAUACAUAACAGUGUAAAUAUUCAGCUCAAAUAUCUCCAUAUUAAGUUCAUACAAUGCAGACUCACAGAACAUGUUACUUUCAAGGUAUGUAAUCCUAUGUUGGAUGAUGGUUUACUGUAUUACACAGUUCGUUCAUAAAUAAAUAUCGCUACAGUGUAUGUAUGAUUUUAUUGUUUAUAUACUUAAACUUUCCAUGGCUGCAUUCCCAUAUUCCCAUUAAUCCCAGCAAUAUUAAGCUCCCAUUCUAAAGGAUGUUGGGUGAGGGUUUACCAUAAACUAUUCUUUCAUUAUUUAUUCUCUCACAUUGACAUCCAUCAGUACUGAUCACCGUUAUUUAUUUCAUCUCAAACAUGUUUUGCCUCUUAUGUCAUCUUCAUUGUCUGCUUGUAUAAAUCUUAUUCCCUUCAGCAUAAGAUACUAUUGUUUUUUCAGUAUUACAUGAUAUAUACGUAUAAACUCUUACACCAGAUCAUUUUUUACAGUAUUUCUCAUAAUGCACAGAUUAAAAACUGUUAAUAGCAUUAAGUAUUUCUUACAAAGUAGUUUUUACUUUAUUUUUCUGAUUAUGAUCUGAAUUUCUUGGCUGUUUUUAUCAAAGAGUUUUUUAGUACAGAGAAAUAUUAAUAUUAGUAAAGAUACAGAAAAUAUUAAAUAACUUGAUAAGUUACAAAAGUGAUAUUAAUACCAUUUAACAGGCAGAAAAUUAAUUAAAUAUCUCUCUUUAUUGCAAAGUUGCUAGGUCACAAGAUCUAUCACAUAUCCAUGGCACUAUCUAUCUUUUAAGGCCCUCUGGUUUUAAAAUCCAAAUAUUUGACAUUGCUGAUACAAAAAAAAAUUGCCACAAGGUCUUGCCCUAACUCCUUUUAACCACUCAGCAUCAGCUAUUUCCUUAAGUUCUUUUGCAAUAUUGCCCCUCCAUCUCCAUUGUUGUCUUCCAAUUGACCACUUUCCAAGAGGUUUCCCUUCAAUUUACUUUUUUCCCUAUUUCUCCUAACUGAGAUAUACUUUAAAGUCUUAUCCAGCAUUGAAGCACUCGCAUAAACUUUGACAAAUUAGCAUAAGACAGUCCUGAAUGUAGAGUGUUAUGAUGAGUUUGAAUAUGGUGAUGAAUGUGAUUGCUAUAAAUUCUUAUUUCCUGGCCUUCUUAUUUGGGUUACAAAUGCAGAUUACAACAUUAUUCCUGUUCAUAAGCAUGAAGUGGUGAGUUUUAGAUAGUGAAAGAACAAGGAUCAUAUAUUAAGUCAGUAACUGUGUUUCCUACAUAUUUGUUUUAUAACAUACGCUGCAUGUGUAAACAUUUUAAACUUUCCAUCAAUCAAGCCCUUGUGGCUAUUUAAUAAGAUCCAUAUUGACAAAUUUAUUAUUAUGAUAUAUUUGCUUCUUGUCUAUGUUCUACUCACCUGUUCAUAUUUUCUUUCAAGUUUCAUGUCACAUAUUUCUGUGUUACUGUGAAUACUGCAGUGUGGAAUGAAACUUCAGAGAUUACUUCCCCAUCACUAAAUAAUAUGAUGAAUCAGUGGACUUCCUGUUUCUCAUUUUGUUGUUUUCAUGUAUAGUCACAUAAAUUAUAAUAUUAGUAGCUGAUAGUAACAAUUUUGAACACAAUAUCCAACUCAGUUCUUUCAAAAGAAUAGACAACUUUAUCAUACCAUUCUUUGAUAAGUCAUAAAUUGUAAGGAGAAUACAAUUGAAUAUGUGGUAAAUGCUGUCCUGGAAAUUUAUGUGAAUACUGAGCAGAGGGUUGCAUACCACAAAGGUACUAAACAUUAUCAUCUGUGCAUUGUGCUGCCAUUAGGCCCCUAGUAGUGGGGAACUUAAGUAUUCUGCUCCUGGAUCAUAAAAGUAACCUCCAGUGAAAUGGUAUGACUCGCAACUGAUAUAUAAAUCAGACGUAAAAGGAUAUAUCAGUUAGAGUUUGAGUAUGUAGAUAUGGCAGAAUGUGAUAAAUGUUACUGAAAAGCUCAUAAAUUUUAGUAGAUAUAUUAGAUGACAAAAACAGUAAUUAAAGACAACUGUGUUGUUUUUAUAUUAAUCUGAAAAAAAUGUUACAUAAAAUAGAUACAUUUAAACAAGAAUUUUGGAUCUUGAUUGAAUUCAUGUGAAUGUUGUGUAUUGUGAAGAUUCUUGUAAAUGACCAUCUACACUUAUCACAACAAAUUCUGCUAAAUUUCAGCUUUUGAACCAUCUUCAGUACCACUCAAAUUGUAAUUCUGUUUAAUUCUUAAACCCUGGAAGAUUUUAAAGUUUAAAGUUCAUAUUGGUUCUGUAUUAUUAUAGAAUAAUAUGAGUGGAAGAGUGAUAUGAACUUGUUAUACUAUAUUUUAUCUUGCUUAUUAAUAUCCAAGAAAAUUUCCUUGCAUCUCUUUAUAGAGGAGCUCUCUUCAUGUUCUUUUUGCUCUGUGCUGGGACAAAAGCAUCUGGUCUAGUAUUGUGAUCAUCUUCGAAAAUUAUAAUUAUACUAUACAACAGGUUGCAGAAUGUUUCUAAAUACACAUUAAUUUCAGAUUUGAUAAUUUCCCUUUCUCAACUCAAUUUUAAUCCCUCUUCAGUCAGUUUUCAAAAUCUGUUUAAAUGUAUCAGGCUAUUUUCACUUUUUCAGAUUCUUAUCAUGACAAAUUAUAUCACAAGGCCCUAGUAAAGUGCAUGACAAAGAAAUUGUAACAUUUUUCGGUUCUUUCUAAAAACAUCUUUGCCAGUACUUUCAUGCUCAGUUAUAGCUGCAAUGUUGAAACAUACAAUACUGUCAGGUAUGUGAUUUUUGAUUAGUUUUCCAGUACAUAUUAAUUGCUUGUGGUAUGCAUACCAACUGAGAAAGCACUGACAUUGUAACUUAACUUAAAGAGCAUCCAUACUUGAUAUUAUGUGACAUACUCAAUGUGUUUUGGCUAAUAUUGUGCCACAUUGAGGCAUCUAUUACUAUAUCAUAUUACUAUUAUCAGUAAAAUGUAAAAUGUCAUCUACUCUCUUAAUCAGAUUUUACAAGUAACAUUAUACUGACAAUUUUAAUAUGUGACAGUAACAAUAAGCCACAACAGUUGGGUGAAAAUUGUGUUCUGCAAAAAUGUUCCUGAAUUUUAGGAACAGCAACUGAUGAAUGUGAGAGAUAAGAUUGUACUAAAAUUGUAACUUGUUCUUUUUUCUUUGGCUUAGUAUUUUACUUUUUAUUUUCUGUGAAAGAAGUCAUAUUUUUUUAUUUCAGGAAUGUAUCUAGGUUUACAAGUAGAAUGAAAUAAUUGAGACAUCAGAAGUAAUAGAACAUAGAUUUCCAUGAGAGAUUCAACACAUAGUUUGCUGGUCUUGACCUAAAUCCAUUUCUCUGUAGCAGUUCAUUUCUUCUACAGUGGCAUUUUUCAUGCACAUACUUUGACUGAUAAAUCCCAUGAACAUCGGAAGUUGGUUACAAAUCUUUACUCAUUUGUUGGUCACAUUUGGAUCCAGUGUGAAAGAAAUUAGAAACUAUUCUGUUAUUAAUGAUUUUAGGAUUUCACAAUGGUUCACUGUUCAUACUUCAUUUGGCUCUUGUGUUUUUACACUGUGUGUGUAGGCAGUGUUGUUGACCCUUAAGAGGUAUGUGCUACUUCCCCUCUUACACACUUCAAUUCUGAAGAUGGAGGCAGCAUGUAACCUCUGAAACACUGGCUACACGACCUACAUCCACACAAUGUAAAGACUCAAGAGGUGAAUAAUUCUAUUAUUUCAGCAUGCAUAAAUUGUUCAACAUAAGGUAUGCACUUCAGUAUUUUCCCAUAGUAAUGACAUCUUGAAAACAAGAGCUAAUGCCAAAGUGUAAAUUAACAAGAGAGAUCAUUAAUAUAACUGAACUGUAAAUAAAUGUUGUAUGGAAUGAAGAAAUGAAUGCAGGCCAGGAAGUUGUCACAAAUACUUUCUGGCCUCUGAUCAUUAGAUAAAACUUCAUCAAAUGUAAAUAUGAUAUUCUAUGAAAUAACUGUUUGGCUGCGACUCCCGUUUAGUGUGACACUGACAUAUCUUGAGUCAAACUGUAGACUGCGUACUUCAUUUGCUCUGUUGUUCCACGUACAAUGAGUCUGUUGGUCUCUUUAUUUUUGUUUAAUGAUGCAAUCAGUUAUUAUGUGUAAAAUAUUGUAGGGAUAAAUGUGAUUAAUUUUUCACUAAACAAAGUUAUCUGCAUAGAAUUCUUUUGGAAACAUAUGUACAUAGAACUUAUGUUAAUGAAAACAAAAAUAAAUGUUGUCUUUUUGUUA
Molecule: messenger RNA, 9191 nt
Organism: Cryptotermes secundus
Lineage: Eukaryota; Metazoa; Arthropoda; Insecta; Blattodea; Kalotermitidae
Product: LIM/homeobox protein Lhx3
Exons: 10
Coding region: 1134-1994 (286 amino acids)
Biological process (GO): positive regulation of transcription by RNA polymerase II
Cellular component (GO): nucleus
Molecular function (GO): transcription coactivator activity; DNA-binding transcription factor binding
Source: RefSeq, a predicted model, not a curated record